Enhydra lutris kenyoni (northern sea otter) is the source of this 2178-nucleotide messenger RNA. It is a transcript of the gene HEPH, whose product is annotated as hephaestin. The record is from RefSeq and is a predicted model, not a curated record. NCBI's taxonomy places the organism in Eukaryota, Metazoa, Chordata, Mammalia, Carnivora, Mustelidae. The transcript has 14 exons. Gene Ontology annotation, molecular function: copper ion binding; oxidoreductase activity. Gene Ontology annotation, cellular component: plasma membrane. The coding region runs from base 1 to 2178 and encodes 725 amino acids. Gene Ontology annotation, biological process: iron ion transport.
AUGGCCCCCAUCUCCCUGGCCUCUGGUCGUGCUUGGAGGAAAGCGCUUAAUCGCUCACACUUGGAGAAAAGGCCAGUGAUCCGGGCUGAGGUUGGUGACACCAUCCAGGUGGUCUUUUACAACCGUGCUUCCCAGCCAUUCAGUAUACAGCCUCAUGGAGUCUUCUAUGAGAAAGACUACGAGGGAACUGUGUACAAUGAUGGCUCAUCCUACCCUGGAUUGGUGGCCAAGCCCUUUGAGAAAGUAACAUACCACUGGACAGUCCCCUCCCAUGCUGGCCCUACUGCUCAGGAUCCUGCCUGUCUCACCUGGAUGUACUUCUCUGCUGCAGAUCCCAUAAGAGACACAAAUUCUGGUCUGGUGGGUCCCCUGUUGGUGUGCAAGACUGGUGCGUUGGGUGCAGAUGGCAAACAGAAAGGGGUGGAUAAGGAAUUUUUUCUCCUUUUUACUGUGUUGGAUGAGAACAAGAGCUGGUACAGCAAUGCCAAUCAAGCAGCUGCUAUGUUGGAUUCACGACUGCUCUCAGAGGAUGUCAAGGGUUUCCAAGACUCCAAUCGGAUGCAUGCCAUUAAUGGGUUUCUGUUCUCUAACUUGCCCAACCUGGACAUGUGCAAGGGUGACACAGUGGUCUGGCACCUGCUUGGCCUGGGCACAGAAACUGAUGUGCAUGGGGUCAUGUUCCAGGGCAACACUGUGAAGCUUCAGGGCAUGAGGAAGAGUGCAGCCAUGCUCUUUCCUCAUACCUUUGUCAUGGCCAUCAUGCAGCCUGACAACCCUGGGAUGUUUGAAAUUUACUGCCAGGCAGGCAGCCAUAGAGAAUCGGGGAUGAAAGCAGUCUAUAAUGUCUCCCAGUGUCCAGGCCAUCAAGCUGAUGAUCACCAACGAUACCAGGCUGCAAGAAUCUACUACAUCAUGGCAGAAGAGGUGGAGUGGGACUAUUGCCCUGACAGGAGCUGGGAACUGGAAUGGCACAAUCAGUCUGAGGAGGAAAGUUAUGGUCACAUCUUUCUGAGUAACCAGAAUGGGCUCCUGGGUUCCAGAUACAAGAAAGCUGUAUUCAGAGAAUACACUGAUGGUACAUUCAAGAUCCCUCGGCCACGGACUGGAUCAGAGGAACACUUGGGAAUAUUAGGUCCAUUUCUCAAAGGAGAGGUUGGUGAUAUCUUAACUGUGGUGUUCAAGAAUAAUGCCAGCCGUCCCUACUCUGUUCAUGCCCAUGGAGUGCUAGAAUCUAGCACUGGAUGGCCACUGGCUGCUGCACCUGGUGAGGUUCUCACUUACCAAUGGAACAUCCCAGAAAGAUCUGGCCCAGGGCCCAAUGAUUCAGCUUGUGUUUCCUGGAUCUAUUAUUCUGCAGUGGAUCCCAUCAAGGACAUGUAUAGUGGCCUGAUUGGACCUUUGGCCAUCUGCCAAAAGGGCACCCUGGAACCCUAUGGAGGCCGGAAUGACAUGGACCGAGAAUUUGCCUUGCUAUUCUUGAUCUUUGAUGAGAACCAGUCUUGGUAUCUGGAGGAGAAUGUAGCAAUCCAUGGGCCCCAGGAGCCAGGCCAUGUUAACCUACAGGAUGAGACUUUUCUGGAGAGCAAUAAAAUGCAUGCCAUUAAUGGAAAGCUCUACAGCAACCUCAGGGGUCUUACCAUGUACCAAGGGGAACGAGUAGCCUGGUACAUGCUGGCCAUGGGCCAAGAUAUUGACCUACAUACAGUCCACUUCCAUGCAGAGAGCUUCCUAUAUCGGAAUGGAGAGAGCUACCGGGCAGAUGUGGUGGAUCUGUUCCCAGGAACCUUUGAGGUUGUGGAGAUGGUAGCCAGCAACCCCGGGACAUGGCUGAUGCACUGCCAUGUUUCUGAUCAUGUCCAUGCUGGUAUGGAGACCCUCUUUACUGUCUUGUCCCAAAGAGAACACAUAAGCACUAUUACCACCAUUACCAAAGAGACUGGAAAUGCAAAAAUCCUCAGAGACAUUGGAGAAGGAAAUGUGAGGAUGCUGGGCAUGCAGAUCCCUGUAAAGAAUAUUGAGAUACUGGCUUCUGUUUUAAUUGGUAUGAAUGUCAUUCUCCUGCUCAUCGCUCUGGCUCUUAGUGGUGUGGUCUGGUACCAGUAUCGGCAAAGAAAGCUACGACGCAACAGAAGGUCCAUCCUGGAUGACAGCUUCAAGCUUCUGUCCCUCAAGAAGUAA